UGCGGUGGUACCUACCCAGGCGAAUUCUUACAUGAGAGACCUGCCACCUAUCCACCACCAGUACCACCAAGUGAGUGUAUGUGUUCCCUCAGGUACUCGACGUCGGCGGCGUCUGAGGAGGUGAACUGCCAGCCGUUCGUAGUGCACACGGCGCACGGGGCCCUCGCCGUGGCGCACAACGGGGAACUCGUCAACUGCAGCAGUCUGAGGAAGAUGGUACUAGGUCGGGGUGUCGGUCUCUCCACGCAUUCGGACUCGGAGCUGAUAACGCAAGCUCUGUGCCUGAACCCUCCAGAGGGCGAGACCAACGGACCCGACUGGCCCGCCAGGAUCAAUAAUCUCAUGAGGCUGGCUCCUCUGAGUUACUCGCUGGUGAUAAUGCUGAAGGACAAGAUAUACGCGGUGAGGGACCCGUACGGCAACCGGCCGCUGUGCCUCGGCAAGAUUCUGCCGCUCGGCUCAUCGUGUGAGUAUAAAAACAUGCAAAAAAACUAUGGGUGCAAAAUGAGAAUGAAAAAAAUCGGAAAUCUACUAACAAAAUAUCCUUUUCGAUGAAUACCGAACAAAAAAAAGGAAAAAAGAUUAACAAAACAUAGUUUAUGAGGGUAAUAAAUACUUUUAAGCAUGCUGGGAUUUAAGUUUAAAUUAUAUUGCAAUAAAAAAAAAUUGUACGGAACAUCCACAUGUUUCCUCUCAAAUAUUCUUUUAUGUUGAUGUCUCAGAAAUUUUCUUCGUAAUAUUUUUUAUCUAAAAAAAAAUGGUCCUACAAGCACGUUACGGUGUUUUUACAAUAUUUUCAAUCUACAGUAUACUAAUAUACAUAUCGUUAAUAUAAUGUUAUAUGAUACUCUUUCAUGCAUUCCUAGGAUAUA
Molecule: messenger RNA, 872 nt
Organism: Manduca sexta (tobacco hornworm)
Lineage: Eukaryota; Metazoa; Arthropoda; Insecta; Lepidoptera; Sphingidae
Product: amidophosphoribosyltransferase-like
Exons: 3
Coding region: 79-555 (158 amino acids)
Biological process (GO): purine nucleotide biosynthetic process
Molecular function (GO): amidophosphoribosyltransferase activity
Source: RefSeq, a predicted model, not a curated record